CUGCAAACGCGACAAGGCCAGCCAAUAUGACUGUUACUGCAAACGCGACAUGGCCAGCCAAUAUGACUGUUACUGCAAACGCGACAAGGCCAGCCAAUAUGACGAUUCCUACAAGCCCCAUUGUUGCAGCAAACGCGACUGUUACAGCAAACGCCACGAGGCCAGCAAACGCGACAACAGCGGCACACCCCCUGAAUACUGACAGCACAGUGGAAACUCUUCAGACUCCUCUUUCUAGGGCAGCAUGUGGGACUACGGAGCUUUGUGUGGCUGAGCCCUCGAGCUGUGACCCCUCCACAAGUUCCUGUUUCUUUCUGAGUGCCAUGCUGAUCAGCGGUAAUAAAUUUGCGUUUGGGCUCUCUGGAGAGUCUGACGGCUACAUUGCUGCCACCCUUUCACCGGACGCCACACUGGGAGGAAAUGACCCAACCUAUGUCUGUGCAAAUAACAGAGGUGCUGUUAAAUUCGUCAGCACAUUCCUCAACAAUGGCCACCUCACAGUGACAGUGCUGAAUGUGAGCUCUGUGAAAGGCAAGGUCGAUGGAAGAAAUAUCCAGUGUACAUUUGCUACCACUGUACCAACCCCAGCUGCUAGAGCUUCCAAUUCCGUACUCGCAGUCUCCACUGGACAUUUCAACAGCACUAGUGGUACCCUGGGACGUCCAACCCCAAGAAUACAGAGUUCCGUUGUAGACCUGGCGAAUCCCAAGGUCACAGUCAUUAACAACGUUGCCCUCAACACCACUAGCCACGCAAUGACAUUCCAUCAGUCUUUGACCCAAGUGGUGCUGAUCACUGUGGGUGUGCUCAGGCUGGCAACAUUCUGAGGAAACUGAAACCCCGAAGACGAGAAACCAUGGACAAGCAUGAUGGUUGUCCACUGAAAGGUGGAGGAUGAUCACACUUCUACAGGAUUUCGACUACUGUUAUUUUAAAGUUUUUCAUUCAAAAUAUAAUAAAUUGUUUUAUUUAUAACCAAA
Pungitius pungitius (ninespine stickleback) is the source of this 980-nucleotide messenger RNA. Its product is annotated as putative ferric-chelate reductase 1. The record is from RefSeq and is a predicted model, not a curated record. Gene Ontology annotation, biological process: regulation of postsynaptic membrane neurotransmitter receptor levels; regulation of glutamate receptor signaling pathway. NCBI's taxonomy places the organism in Eukaryota, Metazoa, Chordata, Actinopteri, Perciformes, Gasterosteidae. The coding region runs from base 27 to 827 and encodes 266 amino acids. The transcript is spliced from 6 exons.